AUGGCUCUCAAUUGGGUAAUGCUUGAUGAUCAGGGCUUCGUCCGUCUUCCCAACGAGCGUUUGAUCUACUCUUCCCCUCCUCGUACUAGUGUCUCUUUGACUCCACCGUCCGGAUAUAAAGACACAGAGAAACUUUCAGUCCAAAGCAGCGCUGGCUGCAUCCACCUCACCAAUCAAAGAGUUGUCUACCUUCCCGUAUCCAGAAGCGAUGACUUUCAGUCCUUCUCGUCACCCCUGUUGAAUGUCCGUGACUCACAUGUAUCUGCACCAUUCUUUGGACCCAAUGUAUGGACAGCUCUGGUACAACCAGUAUCUGGGGGUGGCAUUUCACCGUCUCUGCCUGCCGUUCAGUUGAAAGUGACAUUCAAGGAGGGCGGAGCCUUUGAUUUCCAUACCAACUUCGAACGGAUUAAGGAACGACUCGAGCAGGCUGUUGAGAACACAGGCGAAAGCACUCGGGGCCGACAAAACGUGGAUCUCUCAGCAGUUCAUCUAGAAGAGCUGCCUGCAUAUGAAGCUCCCCCUACUCCUAGCCAUGCUAGACCCAGUGAGACACCAGAAGAGUCAGAAAACAGACGAGCAUCUGACACUAGCAACGAACCCAUGGAACCGCCUCCAUGCUAUGAGGAGGUUCAGUCGCAGAGUGUAGCCCACGAGCUGGAGGAGAGGCUACGACGGGCCACCUGA
Molecule: messenger RNA, 687 nt
Organism: Penicillium roqueforti
Lineage: Eukaryota; Fungi; Ascomycota; Eurotiomycetes; Eurotiales; Aspergillaceae
Product: GRAM domain-containing protein
Exons: 3
Coding region: 1-687 (228 amino acids)
Biological process (GO): positive regulation of DNA-templated transcription
Cellular component (GO): nucleus
Molecular function (GO): chromatin DNA binding; transcription coactivator activity
Source: RefSeq, a predicted model, not a curated record